Messenger RNA from Oldenlandia corymbosa var. corymbosa, 1507 nucleotides. The record is from the annotation of a GenBank genome assembly. Lineage: Eukaryota; Viridiplantae; Streptophyta; Magnoliopsida; Gentianales; Rubiaceae.
CCCCAAUCAAAGUCUUGCUUCUUGAACAAAAAGAAACGAAGGAAUUUAUAUAAGCACUCUCAAUCAAACCCUCUGAAAAAAAUUGAACCUAGAGGGAAACAUUGAUCUUCCAGUAGGAGCAAAACUUGCAUAGAUUUGGGCGCAAAUAUGUUUCGCAACCAGUACGACACUGACGUCACGACAUGGUCGCCGGCGGGGAGGUUGUUCCAGGUGGAGUACUCGAUGGAGGCAGUGAAACAAGGCUCGGCGGCGAUUGGGUUGAGAUCGAAGACGCACGUGAUUCUGGCGUCGGUUAACAAGGCCAAUUCCGAGCUUUCUUCUCACCAGAAGAAGAUCUUCAAGGUCGAUGACCACAUCGGAGUUGCCAUCGCCGGUCUCACCGCCGACGGCCGUGUUCUCUCCCGUUAUAUGCGUACCGAGUGUAUCAAUUAUAGUUACACCUACGAAUCUCCCCUUCCUGUUGGGCGUUUGGUUGUUCAGCUCGCAGAUAAAGCUCAGGUUUGUACUCAGCGAUCCUGGAAACGCCCUUAUGGAGUUGGCUUGCUGGUAGGUGGAUUAGAUGAAUCUGGUGCCCACCUUUACUAUAAUUGUCCUAGUGGUAAUUAUUUUGAGUACCAAGCUUUUGCUAUUGGGUCUCGGUCACAAGCAGCAAAGACAUACAUGGAGAAAAAGUUUGAGUCUUUUGACGGCUCUUCGCGGGAAGAUCUUCUCAAAGAUGCACUUUUUGCUUUGAGGGAAACCUUGCAAGGAGAGAAGCUGACAAGCUCCAUAUGCACGAUUGCUGUUGUUGGAGUUGGCGAGCCUUUCCAUGUUUUGGACAAGGACACCGUACAAUCACUGAUUAACGAAUUUGAGCUAGUAGGUGAAGAGGCUCCUCCUGCUGAGGCUGCUGAUGAGCAAAAUCAAGGAGGCGAUGCUCAACCAGGUGAUCAGCAACCUGCAGACCAGGGUCCUGCACCGAUGGAGAUGUGAGAUUGCUCUCUCAUUGAUGAUCGUUUACAGUAUGGUGACAUCAUGAUGAGUUAUGGAACCAUGGAUAAAGAAAAACACUUCUUGGAGCGUUUCUCUCAUAUUCUGAUCUUGGUCUUGUGCUAAUUGCUCGAACGUUUGGACAAAAUUUAUUCUGUUCAACUGGAAGUUAAUUCAUAUUUUCAUUUUAUAACAAAUUUCUGGUCGAACUUAUCAUGCUGUGGUUGUACCGUUACUACUUAAGGCUUUGAGUUUGCUGUUUUGUGUCAUCAUCCAGUAGAAUUAAUCCGUUUGUUUGCUGUCUUGAAAAAGAAUCUUGCGAAAUUUAUAUAUUUAAGUCAAAACUGAAUCACAAUGUUGUUUUUGCAUACUAUCAUAAUCUUGGGUCAUUUGGUUUAGAGUCAGUAAUUCGAAUGGCAAGAUUUUCUUUUGCCUCUCUGACUCUAGAGGAUUUGUGAAUAUACUGUUGAACUAUGAGGCUUAUCCACUGAUGUUGCAUUUUCAGAAACAUGAACGCUGAGAAAUAUUUAGGUUUAGC